UGUUUGUCUCCUGCAACAAAAGCUGUUUACCCCGAGGGACUGCAGAGCGAGUCUGCUGCUGGAUUGCCCUGUGGAUUGUCUUCAGUCUUGCCAAUCUAGGGAGCGCUUGGCCUCCAGCCUUCGGUCGAGGGUCUGAGUGGACAGGGCCCCAUCCACCCCUCCUGAGGUCUGGACGAGACAGCACCUGGCCUCCUGGGCCUUGUCCCCGUUGGAGAUGUCACUGUAAACUGGGCCCAGAGGCACCACGUCUUGUGCGCUGCAGCUGCUGGAUGUGGACGCUCCACGUCGACCUCUGUCUCCAGAAACAGGCCCACGUGAUGCCCAGGGCCCCUGGCCCCCGAGCCGAGCUCCGCCCUCAGCUACUGGGGAGCCAGGAAGGUGCCAGGCCUCCUUUGGCCCAGCUUUCUGAGCAGCUGGGCUUGCAGCUGCGGGUCACUGCCCUGCCUUGAGGGUGGGCCGGGGCCUCCCCGGGGUGGCCUCCCUGGGGCCUGCUGAGUCAUUCUCUGAACCUCUGUUUGGGACCCAGGCCUGUUUGUUGUCCCAGUGUUUUCGUUCCUUUUUUUUUUUUUCCCCAAAGGAAAAUGGCCACAGACUCCACCUUGAGACCACUGAUUCUGUGGACUCUCUCUUGCUCUGGGCUGCUUCCAUCCGCCUGCAACUGGGUUCAGGAUGGGCCUGUUUGGCGGGCAUGCCACAGUAGUGAGGUCUCCUCCCGCAACCCCGGGAGGGCCCCUGGGACCUUGACUCAUUCUGGCCGUGGCAGCAGUGCUCCCCGGGUUACGGAGGUGUCUACUGUUCUCACCCUGAGUUUCCGUGUGCUGUUUGUGGGGGAGGCUCCAGCCCAGGUGCCGCGUCUCGGAAGAUGCACUAUUACCGAUACUCCAGCGCCGAGGUCAGCUGCUGGUACAAGUACCUGCUCUUCAGUUACAACAUCGUCUUCUGGCUGGCCGGAGUCGUCUUCCUCGGAGUUGGACUAUGGGCAUGGAGCGAAAAGGGGGUGCUCUCCGACCUCACCAAAGUGACGCGGAUGCAUGGAAUCGAUCCGGUGGUGCUGGUCCUCAUGGUGGGCGUGGUGAUGUUCACGCUGGGCUUCGCAGGCUGCGUGGGGGCGCUGCGGGAGAACAUCUGCCUGCUCAAGUUUUUCUGCGGCGCCAUCGUGCUCAUCUUCUUCCUGGAGCUGGCCGUGGCCGUGCUGGCCUUCCUCUUCCAGGACUGGGUGCGGGACCGCUUCCGCGAGUUCUUCGAGAGCAACAUCAGGUCCUACCGCGACGACAUCGACCUGCAGAACCUCAUCGACUCCCUGCAGAAGGCCAACCAGUGCUGUGGGGCGUACGGCCCUGAAGACUGGGACCUUAACGUCUACUUCAACUGCAGCGGCGCUAGCUACAGCCGCGAGAAGUGCGGGGUGCCCUUCUCCUGCUGCGUGCCUGACCCUGCGCAAAAAGUCGUGAACACGCAGUGUGGAUACGACGUCAGGACUCAGCUGAAGGGCAAGUGGGAGGAGUCCAUCUUCACGAAAGGCUGCAUCCCGGCGCUGGAGGGCUGGCUCCCACGGAACAUUUACAUCGUGGCCGGCGUCUUCAUCGCCAUCUCCCUGCUGCAGAUAUUCGGCAUCUUCCUGGCGAGGACCCUGAUCUCGGACAUUGAGGCAGUGAAGGCAGGCCAUCACUUCUGAGGAGCGAAGACGAGCGAGCAGAGCUGAGCCACGCCGUGGGGGCCUCGGCCCUUCCCCUCGUCAACUGGUCCAGAGGGAGGGAGCGGCCGCCCGAGCCGGAGCCGGCGGCCCGUCUUCAGCAUCAGCGUGAUGUGCCUCUCUGCUGCUUCUUGCUGGUGCUGAAGACGAGGCCCGUCUUACCUGCACAACUGUGUGACCAAGACCCCUGCCGGGCGGGGUCUCCCAGAGACAAGAUGUGUCUUCACGUGGGGGCGGCGACUGAGGGAUGGUCGGGGCUCGCGGCUGCCAGGAGGGCCUGACCUGGUGCCCUGGAGCGUCUGCAGACACUGUGUGCCGUGGGUGCCGGCCGGGGGGACAGCCGUGUCUGGGAGCGGGAUGUGGGUGGGGCCCGGCAGGUAUGGACGAGGCCCCGUGCAGCCUGUGAUGGGGCUGGGGGGUGGGGGGCGGGGCACGUGCAAGUGAGUGGACGCCUGAGUGCCGGCCCUGCGGCUUCUGAGGGUCGGGCACGUGUGCGAUUCUCUGCCACCUCGCGUGACAUAGCCUGAGCCAGGGUGUGGGAUGAGUUCUGGGACCCAGUCCCUCCCUCCCUGCAGGCGGGAGCUGUGUCCGGUUCCACCGCGCUGGGCCCCAUGAUGCGAGGAGUAGGGCGGGUCCCCCGACAGCUGGCCCCCUUUUCUAAAGUGUGUAAAUAGUCUAUUUAUCGGUAAGAGUGUUCUCCCCCGCUUCUGCGUGCCCCGGCGUUGUCCGGAGCAGCUGCCAGGCGCCUGGGAAGAGGCCAGGCUCGGUUCCCUGCAGCGGCCCGUUUGCUGCCUGACAGCCGGGUGCUGCGCGCCCCUCACCACCUGCGCCCUGGCAGCCCACUCUCCCCGGCUCGCCUCACUCCGGUCUCGGUGCUACUGAAACUCACCCACAACUUGAAUCCUGUGCCCCAGCUGCAGCCCAGGAGCCAGCCAGAGCCGGUGACGCCUGGGGCCAGGGCUGCUCUCGGCCGGGUGCACGGGCUGGUCGGCCUGGGUUGCCCCCCUACCCCCGGGGAGGAGCUGUGCGGCCAGCCCAGCCCGCGCUGCCAGACGCCCAGACUGUCACCCUGGCUUUCGAGGGGACCUCUCCCCAGACCGGGGCGUCUUCCGACACUGUCCACCCUUCCUGUCCGGGCUGUUCCGGGCUCGUUCCUGGGAGUGACAUCUGUCUAGUGUACCCGAUACCCCGGGGGGAUGGAGGACCGCGUGCGUCCAGCUGGCUGCUUUCUGACGCCUCCCUGGACCUCGUGCCAGUUCUGUCCUCAUGGUCCAGGGGUCGAGUGCUGCCUCCGCCUCCUGCCCAAGUGAACGUGCUGGUGUGGUGGGUGCCACUGGGUGUGUGUCCAUGUUGUUGUUACAAUUUUUUUUUUUUUUUUUUUUUACAGUUUUUCCCGUAGACUAGGGGGAGAAGAAUGCUUGUGUUUUAGGAACUGUGAUGCUUUUCUUUGACUGCCAAACUCUUUUAUGGAAUAUAUCUUUAUACUAAU
Equus caballus (horse) is the source of this 3182-nucleotide messenger RNA. It is a transcript of the gene TSPAN14, whose product is annotated as tetraspanin 14. Gene Ontology annotation, cellular component: plasma membrane. NCBI's taxonomy places the organism in Eukaryota, Metazoa, Chordata, Mammalia, Perissodactyla, Equidae. The record is from RefSeq and is a predicted model, not a curated record.